Zea mays is the source of this 758-nucleotide messenger RNA. RefSeq lists its product as uncharacterized. The coding region runs from base 186 to 668 and encodes 160 amino acids. The record is from RefSeq and is a predicted model, not a curated record. The transcript is spliced from 2 exons. Lineage: Eukaryota; Viridiplantae; Streptophyta; Magnoliopsida; Poales; Poaceae.
GUCGCAGUCGCACCACACGACGGACGUCCCAGCGGAAGUGGAGGGGGAGCGUCCAUCCAUCCAUUCCAUUCCAUCUCGUCACGCGCAAGCGCAAGCGGCAAGGGGCCCUCCCCUCUCCUCUCCGCCACGGCGCUGACACCCCGGUCUGACACGAGGGAGGCGGCCGGGAGGUUGUUGUCCGCGAGAUGAUUGUCCCGUUUCAGACGUCGCUGUCGCACGCUCCGCAUCGGUCUCUGAACACGACAUUUACUCGCCAACAGAUGACUGCAAGCAGUGGCGGUCGAGUAGUCACGCCCGUGGAAAGGAGGCUGUCGAUGGCACCGCUGCCUCCCUGCACGAUCUGCCUGGGGUGUCGGCAUGGCACACUCGGGGCUCCAAGGCCGACGGCCGGCCGGGCAUCGUCUCGUCGCGGCGUCGUACAUACAUGCCGCACCGGUUCUUGCUUACACAGCCUGCAUGCAUGCAUGCAUGACAGGGGCGGCGGAACUAGAACUGGCCUGUUCAUCGGUGCCAGGUCGCUUCAAGAGUUUCCUGAUGAAGAACGAAGGAUACACACCACCAGAGUAGCACUGGCACUUUCAGUCAUGGAACCCGAGUUAAUCUGUCAUGGAGACAGACACAGGGACAGGGGAGAGAGGUUUGCUGUCGAUGUCCAUGUCACCUAUUAGCCUAUAUUACUAUUUAGAUACUUCAAGUGUACAAUACAAGGAAGAGAAUAUGUUCCUUUUUUUUAAUUAAGAUGGGAAACCUUUCAGAUC